AUGCCUCUCAUUAAUGUAUCCCACGACUCGCUACCCUGUAAGUCUUCCUCGAUCCAACACCCGCCAGACAAACCACUCACACAAGCAGACGUCGACCCGGCGCCCACAGAUGCCGCGCGACAAAACGCCCAGCGCCUCAUCAACGCCGAGCUCGCCCCAGACCACAUCAGCACGCUGCACCCCUCCAUCCCAGCCGUCCCAGAAACAAAAACCAGCGCGCUACUAGCACAAGAAAUCGAGCGCAAAGCCAGCGGCGGCAUCGACCUAACGCGAUACGAAGCGCCCGAAGCACCGACUCGAGUCUCCGACACCGACGCCCCGAACCUGGCCGAGUGGAAAGACACCCUGCGCAAAGCAUAUAUCUCAGCCUCGCACCUCUCGAAGCGUCAUGAGAAUUUGACGCUGCUCGAAGAGGGGGGUAAGAAUGCUUGGUUGAUUGGGAAUAUGCAGUUGGAGGAUAUUCUCCGGGGCCUGGAGAAGGAGCUUGCGGAGACGAAGGCGGAGGCGGAGGAGGUUAAUCGCCAGCGCAAGAUUGCUCAGGAGUCCAGCUCUGGGGAGUUGGAGAGUCUUCAGCAGACGUGGUGGCGGAGUGUUACUGCCGCUAUGCAGGUUGAGGGGGCGGCGGAUAGUAUUCGGAAGCAGAUUUUGGAUUUUAGGCGGCAGGCGGCGCAGCAGCAGCGGUAG
Molecule: messenger RNA, 684 nt
Organism: Penicillium argentinense
Lineage: Eukaryota; Fungi; Ascomycota; Eurotiomycetes; Eurotiales; Aspergillaceae
Product: pre-mRNA-splicing factor SPF27 family protein
Exons: 2
Coding region: 1-684 (227 amino acids)
Biological process (GO): mRNA processing
Cellular component (GO): catalytic step 2 spliceosome; precatalytic spliceosome; Prp19 complex
Source: RefSeq, a predicted model, not a curated record